UUUUGAAGGAUUUGACCGGAUGUUGAGUGCUACAUCCCUGAAAUACACACCGGCUUCUUCUUGUCUUGGAAGCUAACGAUGAACCAUCGGGAGGACCACACGGGUCCCAUGAGGGUGUUGGUGACAGGAGGGUCUGGAUUGGUGGGGAGAGCUAUACAGCAUGUGGUGAAAGAGGAAGGAGGAGCAAAGGAGGGGGAAGAAUGGAUAUUUUUGUCCUCCAAAGAUGCCAACCUCAUGAAUACAGAAGAGACUCGAGCAGUUUUCCGGAAACAUCAACCCACACAUGUUAUCCACUUGGCGGCUAUGGUUGGAGGGCUUUUCAAGAACAUGAAGCUAAACCUAGACUUCUGGAGGAACAACGUCUAUAUCAAUGACAACGUGCUGCAGGCAGCACAUGAAGUGGGUGUUGUCAAAGUAGUGUCCUGCCUUUCAACCUGCAUUUUUCCAGACAAGACAACCUAUCCUAUUGAUGAAACAAUGAUCCAUAAUGGUCCACCCCAUGAGUCCAACUUUGGCUACUCCUAUGCAAAGCGAAUGAUCGAUGUCCAGAACAGGGGGUAUUUCCAACAGUAUGGACGAUGCUAUACAGCUGUGAUUCCCACCAACGUUUUUGGUCCCCAUGACAACUUCAGCAUUGAGGAUGGUCAUGUGCUGCCAGGUCUUAUACACAAAGCUUACCUUGCUCAAAAGGAGGGGAGGCCUCUGGCAGUCUGGGGCUCCGGGACUCCCAGACGGCAGUUCAUUUACUCUUUGGACCUGGCUCGUCUCUUCCUGUGGGUGUUGAGGGAUUAUCCAGAGGUGGAUCCAAUCAUUCUCUCUGUUGGUGAGGAAGAUGAAGUGUCCAUCAAAGAAGCCGCUGAUGCAGUUGUCCAGGCACUGGGCUUUAAAGGUGACGUGGUGUAUGAUACCAGUAAAGCAGAUGGACAGUUCAAAAAGACAGCCAGUAAUGCAAAGCUUCGCCGCUACCUGCCAGAUUUCACUUUUACACCCUUCAAACAAGCUUUAAAAGAAACGUGUGACUGGUUUGUCGCCAACUAUGACUCUGCCCGGAAGUGAAGACUCAGAAAUUCAGUAUCAAGUCUGUCGAUCCAAAGGCCUGUUCUGGGAAAAGAGACUAGAGACUGAUGGUACAAAGCACUGAGGGGAAAAUGGCGGUUCAAGGGGCGUCAACCAAAGAAGGCAGUCAUUGUGAUCCUGUCACCUCCGUCUGCACUCAGUAGGCUGCACUGAGACUCAUGUAUGCAACAGAAGGCGUUGUAGACUUUUUCUUGUUGGAUGGGGGUCUACGGCAGCAAAGUUUGUACUCAGCCUAUGUCGAGUUUUAUCCAGUUUUAUGGUAGUGCUACCGUUUCACAUGUUGAUCAGUCUUAGUAUCCAGGUGUUGGUACAAAUCAACUUCUGUACUUUUCUAUUAUUUUGUAUUUCAGUAGGUUUGAGUUUCAUUAACGGCGUACCUUCGUUCUUGAAGGGUUCAGUUUUGACUGACUUAAUUCACCUUCUUUCUUUAAGGUUGGACAAUGGCUACAAGCAGUCACUGUAUUUGGUGUGUUUUUUCCCACCAUGUUUCACCUGCACUCAUAGAAUAGAAAAGGAAUACAAUGAUAUGUUGUCAGUAAAUUCUUAGUAUUUCACUGACUAGAGGAAACACUUACUGUCAUGUAGAACUGCUAAUUUGGCAUUUAAAGAAAACUGUAGGUUAGGCUUAUUACCUGGCUAGACAGUGGUUUCAUAUAAUUUUCUUUUUUUUCUGAUUACUUAAUAUCCAUGGAAGACAAAUCCAAUACUGAAAAGUAAAAUAAUUAAGUUACUCUUUAUCAUUCUGUUAUUUAGAAGAAGAAAAAAAUACAGGAGAUUACACUUGGGGGUUUUAAU
Messenger RNA from Sphaeramia orbicularis (orbiculate cardinalfish), 1872 nucleotides. RefSeq names its product GDP-L-fucose synthase. Bases 79 to 1056 code for a protein of 325 amino acids. The transcript has 10 exons. Gene Ontology annotation, molecular function: GDP-L-fucose synthase activity. Gene Ontology annotation, biological process: nucleotide-sugar biosynthetic process. Lineage: Eukaryota; Metazoa; Chordata; Actinopteri; Kurtiformes; Apogonidae. The record is from RefSeq and is a predicted model, not a curated record.